Messenger RNA from Rana temporaria (common frog), 769 nucleotides. RefSeq names its product Sin3A associated protein 18 (gene SAP18). Gene Ontology annotation, biological process: negative regulation of DNA-templated transcription. The transcript is spliced from 4 exons. Gene Ontology annotation, cellular component: nucleus. NCBI's taxonomy places the organism in Eukaryota, Metazoa, Chordata, Amphibia, Anura, Ranidae. Bases 163 to 624 code for a protein of 153 amino acids. The record is from RefSeq and is a predicted model, not a curated record. Gene Ontology annotation, molecular function: transcription factor binding; transcription corepressor activity.
GCUCGCCUUACAUGACGUCGCAACACGCCCCACGUGGUCAGACGUACAUCGUUGGGUUGAGAAGGCGCGUAGCGUGCACCGUGAAGACGUAGAGGGAAGCGGGUCGGUGCGAACGGUUUUCUUGCUUAGGGUGGUCUCUGUUUAGUUUAGAAACUGGAGAAAAUGGCGGUAGAGUCGCGGGUGACGCAGGAGGAGAUUAAGAAAGAACCGGAGAAGCCGAUAGACCGGGAGAAGACGUGUCCCCUACUUCUAAGGGUGUUCACUACAACCAAUGGGAGGCACCACAGACCGGAUGAGUUCGCACGAGGAAAUGUCCCAUCCAGCGAAUUGCAGAUUUAUACAUGGAUGGAUGCUACUUUGAAAGAGUUAACCAGUUUAGUAAAAGAAGUUUACGGAGAUGCCCGUAAGAAAGGCACACAUUUCAGCUUUGCUAUUGUUUAUCCAGAUCUGAAGCGACCCAGCUACAGGAUAAAGGAGAUUGGAAGCACAAUUUCUGGAAGGAAGGGAUCAGAGGAUUCACUCUCAUUACAUUCACAGAGGUUCCAGAUUGGAGAUUAUUUAGACAUUGCAAUAACGCCUCCCAACAGAGUCCCACCCCAAGCUGGGCGUAUGAGACCAUACUGAUCUAAAAUUGUGGGAUUGUUUUUAUGGACUUUUUCCCUUUUUAUUACAUUUCCCAUUGUUUUGUUAGUUAAUUUGCUGCUGAAUAGCAGCUCUGUAAAAAAAAUUAUUUUCCCCCUUUAUAAAGUUUUUUUGUUAAUAACAAACA